Brienomyrus brachyistius is the source of this 4644-nucleotide messenger RNA. It is a transcript of the gene kcnn3, whose product is annotated as potassium intermediate/small conductance calcium-activated channel, subfamily N, member 3. Lineage: Eukaryota; Metazoa; Chordata; Actinopteri; Osteoglossiformes; Mormyridae. Gene Ontology annotation, cellular component: neuron projection; plasma membrane; neuronal cell body. The record is from RefSeq and is a predicted model, not a curated record. The coding region runs from base 788 to 3049 and encodes 753 amino acids. Gene Ontology annotation, molecular function: small conductance calcium-activated potassium channel activity; calmodulin binding. Gene Ontology annotation, biological process: potassium ion transmembrane transport. The transcript has 10 exons.
AGCGAGAAGCACUGAGUGAGCGGACGACAGGAGAGGGGCUAUGAUUAGGAGAAAACAUCUAUCAUUUUUACAUUUCUACGAAAAUUGUAUUAUUUUUGUAGUUUUUUAACAUUUUGUAUUUGAAUGACAAUACUGGUGUUUAUAUUAAUAAUAACGGAACUAUCAUAAUAACACAAAACAAAUAAGAUAUUUUACCACACUUUGAUUUGGGUAGAACGGGAUAAUAUCAAAUUUCGCGUUUAGUAUGGAAGAUGGAAUAGAAAAGAAGAAAUACAUACCACUGAAAAAUACUGUUGAGUAAGACAAGGCAAGAUUCGAGGGAGUCGGAAAUUUGAUAGAAAUAUACUGCUUCAUAUUCCAAGGGACAACCUGUCGACGAGGAAGGCAUCGGAAUAUGGACGAUGGGAUGGCCGUGACAACAUGAAAAAGAAAAAGUGCUGUGGAAUAUUUUUGCCUUACGUUUGAAUCAACAACUGAACUGGGAAAGAAAACGGAGAGAGGGGAGACCUGUACAGAUCCCUCAUCCCUUUCUCCCCCCCUCCACUUUCAACCAACCCCAUUCCCCCACUCCCUUCCAACAACCCCUUCCGAAUCCUCCCCAGACGUCCCUCCAUCUCUCCCUCCAGCCUGCUUCUCGUUCUUUCUUCUUCCACCUCCCCUCUGUCUCAUUCUCGCACAGUUAAAUCCUCCGCCCCCCCCUCCCGUGGCCCUUUGCUCUGGCUGCUCCCUCCACUUCCACGCCCCCAGAGAGUCAAACGACCACUGGAACCCCCUGUGGCGCUCUGCCAUGGAACCCCCGCCCUCUCUGAACCUGGCCCUCCUCACGGGGAGUGAGGAAGAGGAGCAGCGGCUGGCCGGUCCUCCGAGCAGCCUUGCCCACUCGCCUGUGGCUGGCUACCCCGGGGCCAACCACUCCAACCACACGGGCAGCACCACAAUGGACCGACUCAGCAACUCGCCAUCGCCCACUACCCCCAACCUCCCGCCAGCCGCCCUCCCCAAGCUGCCCCUGGUCUCUGGCCAGCAGCUUCCCCCCGCCAUCCCCAAUGCCCUGCACCCCACUAGUACGCCCCUGUCCUCUUGCCUGGGCAGCCAGCACAGCCUGAGUGGGGACAACUCACCUGUCUACAAUGCCCUCUUCUACUCAUCGCACUCACCAUCCUCAGAACGAGAGCGGGACCGGGACCGGGACCGAGACCGGGACAGGGACAGAGACAGGGGGUCCAAGCACAGGCAGGCCAGCCCCCUGGUGCACCGGCGAGACAGCAACCCUUUCACUGAAAUUGCCAUGAGCUCUUGUAAGUACACUGGUGGCGUGAUGAAGCCAUUGAGCCGCCUGAGCGCCUCCCGAAGGAACCUAAUCGAGUCUGACAGUGGCAGCGACACCAAAGAGGGAGGGGGCACCACCGCACGGGACCGGGAGCGCGACUCGGCCCCAGUGCCUCUAACACACGCCCUGGUCCAGGCCCAGAACCCCCCUGAGAUCGUCAUCUCUUCCAAAGAGGACUCACCGUACGGGUACGAAUUUGACACUGCCUCCAACCAGAUGUCCAUUUACCACCAGAACCAUGCCCUGUCUGAGAGCCGGGGGGCACUGGGAAGUACCGGCGGGGGUGGCAGCACGGGCCACAGCCGCGGUGGCAGUGAGCGAGCCAGGGGCUCUGGGCUCUCCAAGGCCCCAAAACGCAAGAACCAGAACAUUGGAUACAAGCUGGGCCACAGGAGGGCUCUGUUCGAGAAGAGGAAAAGGUUGAGCGACUAUGCCCUCAUCUUCGGGAUGUUUGGAAUCGUGGUCAUGGUCAUCGAAACCGAGUUAUCCUGGGGGGUCUACAGCAAGAGCUCCAUGUACUCCUUGGCCCUGAAGUGUCUCAUCAGCCUUUCGACAGUGAUCCUGCUGGGCCUUAUCAUCGCCUACCAUGCCCGUGAAGUGCAGCUCUUCGUCAUCGACAACGGGGCAGACGACUGGCGCAUCGCCAUGACGAUGGAGCGCGUGCUGCUGAUCGCCUUGGAGUUGCUGGUGUCGGCCGUGCACCCCGUUCCCGGGGACUUCCGCUUCCACUGGCACGCGCGGCUGGCUUUCUCCUACACGCCGUCGGUGGCUGAGGCAGACGUGGACAUGGUGCUGUCGGUGCCCAUGUUCCUGCGGCUCUACCUCAUCGCCCGCGUCAUGCUGCUGCACAGCAAGCUCUUCACCGAUGCCUCAUCCCGCAGUAUCGGGGCCCUCAACAAGGUGCACUUCAACACACGCUUUGUGAUGAAGACUCUGAUGACCAUCUGCCCAGGCACCGUGCUGCUGGUCUUCAGCAUCUCCCUGUGGAUCAUCGCCGCGUGGACCGUGCGCGUCUGCGAGAGAUACCAUGAUGCCCAAGAUGUGACCAGCAACUUCCUAGGGGCCAUGUGGCUCAUCUCCAUUACCUUCCUGUCGAUCGGCUACGGAGACAUGGUGCCUCACACCUACUGCGGCAAAGGCGUCUGCCUGCUCACCGGCAUCAUGGGGGCAGGCUGUACAGCGCUGGUGGUUGCUGUGGUGGCCAGGAAGCUGGAGCUGACCAAGGCCGAAAAGCACGUCCACAACUUCAUGAUGGACACCCAGCUGACCAAAAGGAUAAAGAACGCGGCAGCCAAUGUGCUAAGAGAGACCUGGCUCAUCUACAAGCACACCAAGCUCAUGAAGAAAAUCGACCACUCCAGAGUGCGCAAGCACCAGCGCAAGUUCCUGCAGGCCAUCCACCAACUGCGCAGCGUGAAGAUGGAGCAGAGGAAGCUCAGUGAUCAGGCCAACACGCUGGUGGACCUCUCCAAGAUGCAGAGCGUGAUGUACGAGCUGAUGUCGGAGCUUAACGACCGGAGCGAGGACCUGGAGCGACAGAUGCAGAGCCUGGAGCAGCGGGUGGAGCAGCUGACGGCCGGCUUCAGCGCCCUGCCCGCCCACCUGUCGGCCACGCUGACCGCCCAGCACGCGGCUUUGCUGCACCUGCUGCGCGACCGGGACGGCAAGGCUGCGGCUCAUGCUGAGGGCAGCCCCAACACCAGCUCCUCCAGCUGCUGAGCGAGAAAGGUGGGGGGGAGCCCAGGAGAACGCCAGUGAGGGAGGGAGAAGGUACGGUAAGAGCGACACCCCCCCCCCCAGGCGAGAAAGACCUGGUGAGCGGAAAGGCAGCGGAUGGAGAGCAGUGGUGGAAAGCAAAAAUGAAAUGUAUGUGAAGAGGACGACUUGAAUAAAUGGCGGGGGUGGCGGAGGGGCAGGGCCGUUACCACAGAAAUAAUUACAUGGAUACUGAAUACUUUAAACGAGUCUGCUGCACUAAUUACCAGAAUAUUCUCUCCCUCUGUAUCAGGAAUUAAUGACAGUGACUUUUUAUCCUUACCAUGUGUUUUCUUACUAAUUGCUAAUUGUGCUCUGAUGAACAUCCCUUUAAUAAGAAUUUUAACCACUUCACGGGACACUAUACAUUCACAGCCUGCAGGAGGAACACACUGACCUAAAAGGCGACGCUGCGUUUGCAUCGCGUGAGAACAGGCAGACGGCGUACCCCACGCGCACAGGAUCCGUCCGCGCGGCGAGCGGAUACACGCACUAGGCAGUGCUACGCAGUCUGCCUCGCUACCGAACACCGAACAGAGCUCGGACAAAUCGAUUCGGUAUCUGUAAGUCAUGCAUAUACCCAAGAGAGAAAACAGCCAUAUUGCAUGUUGUCCAUGCCUGCACAGAUGAUACGUACUCAACGUUUACGUAAAUGUAGACCUUUAAGCCCUACAGACACGCACACGCGGACACACCCACACACACACACACACACACUUUCUCUAGGUCUAUCUUUGCUACCAAAGUGCUCUCUCAGUGACUAAAAUGGACUCAAAAAAGAAAGGUAGAAUAAGUAAAUCAGGGAGGAUAGGAGGGGUAGAUUGGACACUUACAUGCCUUUCCCCGGUGACUUGGGGAGACCGAAAAAAUGAAUUUUUGGACGUGCAAUGUGGACUGCCAUUUUUACCGGCAGCAUGAUCAUAAGGACAAUUGAAUGAACCAACCUACUGAAGAGAAAGACAAGCAAAUUAUGAAACGGAAAUAAAGCGAAAGUAAGACAUGCUUGGAUGCCAAGAAGUAUAAACCUGGGAAACGGGAAUAAAACAUAAAUACGACAAGAAACAUUAUAAAGGCGUGCUGGAAUAUUAGAGACACUAUUUUUGCUUCUGACCCCAUUAUACGGAGACCAUUUUAAAAACUGUCUUUUAGCGACAUUCUGUGGCCGGAAAACUGAAUUACACCCGCUUGGAAUAUUGUACUGUCACUAAAAUCUAGCUUUGUAUUGCUGAGUUUUUUACCAUUAAGAUAUUACUACCGCAGUUAUAGCAGAUAUUUAUGAUUAUGAAACUAUAGUAUUAUUCUCAUUCGUAAUUAAAAUGAUGAUACAUGUAUUAAUAACUCACAAUGACUUUAAGGAUUGAGGAGAGGAUUGUUUGAGGGUGAAAUUAUUUUGUAAUUUUAUUUUACCAGAGAUAAUUAAUAAAGUAUAUAUCUAUUUAACAUCUCUGUCUUUGUGUGCCAGUGCUUUGUAAGAUUAAAACCCACAAUCUCUCUUUUCAGUCAGUUUGUAUUCUGUUAUAUAAAACAAUAGGUCUACAUAUAACUAUAUAAAAAUUAUC